AUGUCUGACAAGCACUAUUUCCCAGAGACUGCAGCGAACCAGCUGGUGCCCCGGGCACUCCGUGCUCUGGUCCGGGCCAACACGCAUUUAGCUCUCGUCGAAAGCGAACGGGUAGUCUAUCACAAACAUCACCGCUCAUCCAAGGUCACCCUCAUCAGCGGCGGUGGCUCCGGCCACGAGCCUGCCUGGGCGGGAUACGUCGGCCAUGGCUUCCUCGACGGCGUCGCGUGCGGCGACAUAUUUGCCUCUCCCAGCAUGAAGCAGGUCCUCACGGCGGUCAAGUCCUGUCCCUCGACGGAGGGCACCAUUCUGCUCAUCACCAACUAUACCGGGGAUAAGCUGCACUUUGGCCUGGCGGCCGAGAGGGCGAAAGCCUUGGGCCUGUGCAAGAACGUCGUAGUGCUCCCUGCGACGGACGACGUCUCCAUCCCGCGGAGCGAGAUCCGUGUCGGACGCAGGGGCAUGCCGGGCCAUGUCAUCACUCUGAAAAUCAUCGGCGCUGCUGCUACGGCAGGCUCUUCGUUCGAUGAGUGUGUAAAGAUUGGCAAAGCUGUCAACGAUAGCCUCGUAUCUAUCGGAUCAGCGUUAGACCACUGCCACGUUCCCGGGAGGAGGAAUCACGAGCACAUCGGCAAGGAUGUUUGUGUCAUCGGUGCCGGCAUACACAAUGAGCCCGGUGUUCAAAAGCUGUCUCCUUUCCCCUCCGUGGAAGACAUAAUCAGCCACUGUUUGAAGCUUCUGUGCGACCAGUCUGAUAAGGAGAGGGCGUUUGUACAGUUCAACAAAGAUGACGAGGUCGUUCUGCUCAUUAACAACUACGGCGGUCUCUCCCUCCUUGAGCUCGGUGCUCUGUCAGAUGAAGUUCUGAUACAAUUAGAGAAAACGUGGAAUAUCAAGCCGGUCCGGAUCUUCUGCGGCACGUUCGAGACAUCACUCAACGGCCCAGGUUUCUCAAUCUCACUAUCAAACUUGACUCAAGCUGCCAGAGAUGCUGGGCUGCAGACCACGGACCUGCUGGGAUAUCUAGACUCACACACCUCCGCACCUCACUGGCCUAAUAACUACCAGCCGGCAGUGUCGCAGGACGAUUCGGUCGACCAGAAAAUUGUUACCAAUGCGAACGACAUAACGAAGGCCAUUGCAGCCGAGAACGACAUCCGCAUUGACCCGAAACUUCUUGAUGCCGUACUCCGUCGGGGAUGUGAAACAGCCAUCGCUGCCGAGCCCAGACUCACAGAGUGGGACAUGGUCAUGGGCGACGGUGACUGCGGAGAAGCCGUCAAGGGGGUUGGCGAGGCGAUCGUUGCCCUCCUAGACAGGUCCAAGAUCGCAGAGGAGGGAUCUGUAUUCAAGGCACUCUUCUCCAUCAUCGACGCCGUCGACGAUAUGGGCGGCACGCUGGGCGCCAUCUUCGGCAUAUUCCUGAGCAGCUUCGCCAGCGAACUCCAGGCGGCCAAAAGCAAGGAUGGCAUGUCGGCCGAGCUAUAUUCGGGCGCACUCGUCUCGGCAGCAGAAAGCCUCAAGGCCUACACCAGCGCCAGGGAAGGCGACAGGACAGUCAUGGACGUGCUGCUUCCGUUCGUACAGUCGUUUGCCCAGAGCCAGGAUUUCUCGGCUGCGGUGAAGGUCGCCGAGGAGAAAGCGGAAGGGUCAAGAGACCUUAAACCGAAGCUGGGUCGGGCCACAUACGUGAGUGAGGAUCAGCACCAGAGGUUACCUGAUCCAGGAGCUUAUGCUCUGUAUGAGAUGCUGCGCGGAAUGCAACUUGGGAUGCGGACACACAACGAGGCAUGA
This is a messenger RNA of Thyridium curvatum, 1794 nucleotides long. RefSeq lists its product as uncharacterized. The record is from RefSeq and is a predicted model, not a curated record. Gene Ontology annotation, molecular function: ATP binding; glycerone kinase activity. Gene Ontology annotation, biological process: glycerol catabolic process. NCBI's taxonomy places the organism in Eukaryota, Fungi, Ascomycota, Sordariomycetes, Thyridiales, Thyridiaceae. The transcript has 5 exons. The coding region runs from base 1 to 1794 and encodes 597 amino acids. Gene Ontology annotation, cellular component: cytosol.